UCUUCUUCUUCUUCUUCUUCUUCUUCCUCUUUCUCCAUUUCUAGGGUUCCAUUUUUCUCAAUUUCUAUGUACUAAUACAUGCCAAUUCACCCAUGAGACCCCAUAUGAGAAACCUUAAUCUCUUCCUUAUCCUUCUCCUCUUGGGUCUUCACCUCUGCUCAGUCCUCUCCUGGAAGAGAGACGAGUUCAGAAACUGUAACCAGACCCCUUUCUGCAAGCGCGCCAGGUCCCGUAAGCCCGGAUCCUGCUCCCUCAUCGCCCGCCACGUCUCCAUUUCCUACGGUGAGCUCACCGCCAAGCUCCUUCCCAAGAAUCAAGAUAAUGUGAAAGACCAUGACCAAAUCCAGCCCUUGGUUCUCACUCUCUCCGUGUACCAGGAUGGCAUCCUACGUCUCAAGAUCGACGAGGACCCCUCCCUCGGUCCACCUAAGAAGCGCUUCGAGGUCCCCGAUGUGAUCGUCCCCGAAUUCUCUAACACGAAGCUCUGGCUCCAGAGGGUCUCGACGGAGAAGAUCAAAGGGGAUUCUGAGCCUUCGUCGAUCGUGUACAUAUCUGACGGAUACGAGGCGGUUCUCCGGCACGACCCGUUUGAGGUUUACGUGCGUGAGAAGGGUAACGGUAAUCGUGUGAUUUCCUUGAACUCCCAUGGAUUUUUUGAUUUCGAGCAAUUGAGAACGAAGAGAGAAGGUGAGGAAUGGGAAGAGAAAUUUCGAGGGCAUACCGACUCGAGGCCGUACGGCCCCCAGUCUAUUAGCUUCGAUGUGUCGUUUUACGGCGCGGAUUUUGUGUACGGGAUCCCAGAGCAUGCUACGAGCCUCGCUCUGAAGCCGACAAGAGGCCCCGGGGUCGAGUAUUCCGAACCUUAUAGGUUGUUUAACUUAGACGUGUUCGAGUACAUUCACGAUUCUCCAUUUGGGAUUUACGGGUCGAUUCCAUUCAUGAUUUCGCACGGGAAGCAACGCGGGACUUCCGGAUUUUUCUGGUUGAAUGCAGCGGAGAUGCAGAUUGAUGUGAUGGGAGCGGGGUGGGAUGCCGAUUCGGGGAUUACGCUGCCGUCUGAGAAGAAUAGGAUCGAUACGUUUUGGAUGAGUGAGGCAGGAAUAGUGGAUACAUUCUUUUUUGUUGGUCCGGGGCCCAAGGAUGUUGUGAGACAGUAUACGAGUGUGACUGGCAUGCCCGCUAUGCCACAACUGUUCGCGACAGCGUAUCACCAAUGUAGAUGGAAUUAUAGGGAUGAGGAGGACGUUGAUCAUGUGGAUUCCAAGUUUGAUGAGCACAACAUUCCUUACGAUGUUUUGUGGCUCGAUAUCGAGCACACGGAUGGAAAGAGGUAUUUUACUUGGGACAGUACGCUUUUCCCGCAUCCGGAGGAGAUGCAGAGGAAGUUGGCCACCAAGGGAAGGCAUAUGGUUACGAUUGUGGAUCCUCAUAUUAAGAGGGACGACUCGUAUCAUGUGCACAAGGAGGCCACGCAGAAGGGGUAUUAUGUUAAGGAUGCCCAUGGGAAUGAUUUUGAUGGCUGGUGCUGGCCUGGUUCUUCGUCGUACCUGGAUAUGUUGAGUCCGGAGAUUAGGUCAUGGUGGGCUGACAGGUUCUCUCUUGAGAAUUAUGUUGGUUCAACUCCCUCGCUCUACAUCUGGAAUGAUAUGAACGAGCCUUCUGUUUUUAAUGGUCCUGAGUUGACAAUGCCGAGAGAUUCUUUACAUUUUGGAGGUUUUGAACACCGGGAGCUACAUAAUGCCUAUGGGUACUACUUCCACAUGGCAACAGCUGAAGGGCUUGUAAAACGUGGAGAAGGGAAGGAUAGGCCUUUUGUUUUGUCAAGAGCGUUGUUUGCUGGAAGUCAAAGGUAUGGAGCAAUUUGGACAGGAGACAAUUCAGCGGAUUGGGAUCAUCUAAGGGUUUCAGUCCCAAUGGUUUUAACACUCGGUCUUACUGGAAUGUCAUUCUCUGGUGCGGAUGUGGGUGGGUUUUUUGGCAAUCCUGAGCCUGAAUUAUUGGUUCGCUGGUAUCAGCUAGGUGCUUAUUAUCCUUUCUUCAGGGGGCAUGCCCAUCAUGACACGAAAAGACGUGAACCAUGGCUAUUUGGAGAGAGAAAUACGGAACUUAUCAGAGAUGCCAUACAUGUCCGCUACAUGUUGCUGCCUUAUUUCUACACAUUAUUCAGAGAGGCCAACACUAGUGGCGUUCCUGUUGUGCGUCCAUUGUGGAUGGAGUUCCCUUCUGAGGAAGCUACUUUCAGCAAUGAUGAAGCUUUUAUGGUUGGUAGCAGUAUUCUGGUUCAAGGGAUUUAUACCGAGCGCGCUAAGCAUGCAUCAGUGUAUUUGCCUGGGGGACAAUCCUGGUUUGAUCUGAGAACUGGAACUGCUUAUAAGGGAGGUUUGACCCACAAGCUGGGGGUCUCAGAAGACAGUGUUCCUGCCUUUCAAAGGGCUGGAGCCAUCAUACCGAGGAAAGACCGGUUUCGGCGAAGCUCCACACAGAUGGUGAAUGAUCCAUAUACUCUGGUGAUAGCUCUUAAUAGCUCCCAAGCAGCUGAAGGUGAACUCUAUGUCGACGAUGGCAAAAGCUUUGAAUUUGAGCGGGCAUACAUUCAUCGCCGCUUUGUGUUCUCAGAUGGCAAACUGACAUCUAUGAAUCUGGCACCCGCUUCCCCCGGUAAAUCUCAGUUUUCUUCAGAAUCUGUUGUCGAGAGAAUUGUAGUGCUAGGACAUGUUCACGGGGCAAAGAGUGCUGUAAUUGAGCCAACAAAUCGAAAGGUUGACAUUGAACUGGGGCCGCUGUGGCUUCAAUGGGGACGCGAAUCUGCUGCUGUAACCAUCCGCAAGCCUGGUGUUCGGAUUGCAGAUAACUGGACCAUAAAAAUUUUGUAAGAACCUUGAUGACUAGACUGAGUUUUGUUUUGUUUUGUUUUUCUUUCAAUCAUUGAUCAUAUUGUCUACGAGAUUUCUUUCCAUCAAUUUGAGUGGACGUGGAGAAAUCUGGAACUCA
Juglans microcarpa x Juglans regia is the source of this 2991-nucleotide messenger RNA. RefSeq names its product probable glucan 1,3-alpha-glucosidase. Gene Ontology annotation, molecular function: carbohydrate binding; alpha-glucosidase activity. Lineage: Eukaryota; Viridiplantae; Streptophyta; Magnoliopsida; Fagales; Juglandaceae. The record is from RefSeq and is a predicted model, not a curated record. Gene Ontology annotation, biological process: N-glycan processing; carbohydrate metabolic process.